AUGCCUGUCGGUAAUGAUACGAUCACAACAUUACCAGCAUGGCUUCAGAAUAUACGUAGUGAAGCAUAUAGCAUCCUCACACAAUAUAAAAAUAUUGUGAUCCAUCGUGCAAAGCUGGCUUUGCUCUGUUCGGAAUUAUUGGCAUUUCAUAAAUCUCAAAUAAACGUUCCGAAUAGACAAGUCACACCAGGCGAAAACACAAACUUACAGCUCUUAUCCAAGCUCAUCACAGAUAUGAGAAAUGUUUUUAUCAGCUUUUCAGAACAGAAUUUUCUUCAAGUUCUUAUAAAAGCAAAUCCAUGCAAAUUCAUUAACCAACUUAAUGAAUUCCGUGUUCAAUUUAACAAGUGCUGUAUCGAGCUGAAUUUCACUAAAAAUGAGCCUUGCCCAAUUAAUCCAAUCCAAACUCGCAUUGAUGAUGCAUCAGAUAUGGCAGGCAUCAUCGAAAUGAUCGAUCUUGCUCUCGAGACGCAAGCAAAUCGCUUUACAGCCGAGCAAAAACAAGUUUUCGAAUUAAGAAAGCAAGAAUGCAUCGAAGCAGUUGAAAAGUACAACGAAAUCGAGGCAGCAUCCAAAGAACAGAAAGACCAGCUUCUCAGAAACAUGACAGCCGAAGAAGUUACUGAGAAUUUGAAAGAAUUCAAAGAAUGGAAUAUCAAUCCAGACGAUUUCGAAUUACAAAAGCGCUUAGGUUCAGGCACUUUCGCCGAUGUAUACCUCGGAUAUCAGAAAUCUACAGGUCUUCUCGUUGGAUUUAAGAAAUUAAAGACACAACAAUUCAAAUUCCACGAUUUCCAGAUGUACAAGCGUGAAAUACAAAUUUUCUCCUCUCUGAAACACUACGCAAUUCUUCCUUUUGUCGGUGCAUCAAUCCAACAUCCAUAUUGCUUAGUCACAGAGUUCAUGUCCAAUGGCAACUUGUUCGAGCGCCUCAGAAAAGCUACAACUCCGUUCGACGGAACCAGGAAAACCAUAUGCGCGUUAGGUAUUGCGGAAGGUAUGGCUUACAUGCAUUCCAAGAACAUAAUGCAUAGAGAUCUCAAGUCUCUGAACAUUUUGCUCGAUUCCGAUGACUUCCCGAAAAUUUGUGAUUUCGGAAUGUCAAGAAACAUCGAAGGAGCUGAUGUUUUGACCGGCGGUAUCGGUACGUACAGAUGGAUGGCCCCAGAAGUGCUUGAUUCCAGACCUUAUACGUUCAAAGCAGAUGUAUACAGUUAUGCGAUCGUUCUUUGGGAACUUUUGACUCAGGAUGUACCUUUCCAUGGCCUCAGCGAAAUCCAGGUAUCCAUGAAUGUCAUCCAGAAAGACGCCCGUCCACUAUUUCCACAAAAUUGUCCGCAAAAGAUUGUCAAACUGAUCAAGAGAUGCUGGGACAGGGAUCCAGACCAAAGACCAGACUUCGAAACCAUCGCGAAAAUGUUCAAAUGCGGACUAAUUAGUUUUCCAGGUACAAAUCAAGACCAAGUCAACGCCUACAUCAGCCAAUUCUCCAGUCACGAGAGCAAUCUUGGCGAGUUCGACAUAAACAAGGUCACGGAGAAGAGUAUCGACCAAAUUAUUAUGGAAAUGGAAGGAGAACAGACAAUUUCAACUGCUCUUGCCAAGCUUAAGCUUAUUGAUGAUAAGAACAACUGGCAGAACCUUUUGAGGAACUCAGAAGUCAUCAGAGCCAUUGUUGAUCAGAUGAAAUCCUGCAGUUUGGCACAGACAUCAUUUGACUUAGUCCAAUGCUUCUAUCCUUUAUCGUGCGAUUCCGUUAUGUGCCAAUCCUUCGUCAAACUCGGUGGAACUCAAGCACUUCUUGAAUUAAUUCUCAAAUUCGGUUCCGCGAACAUGCCGAAAGCCAUUGAAUCACUUACAAACGUCAUGGCUAUUGACAACAACGUCAAACUCACUGCCGAACACUUUGCAAAACUCGCAUCUUUCCUCGGUACAACAGAAUUAUCCAUCAGAAUCAGUUCCACGGAUCUUUUAUCACUUGUUGUCCGUCGUAGAGCCUUCGAAACAGACACAGCGGUGAUUUCGAUCAUUAAUUCCGUUCUUGGCAACGCAAUUCGUGAAGCCAAGCUUGAACUCCUCAAAGCGACACUCAAAUUGAUCAAACUCCUUCUUCCUUACCAGAAAGCGAUCAAUUUCCUUGCAAGAGGCGAAGGUCCAACGACAAUCUUAGAUAUCCUACAACAUGAUGACGAAGAAGUCCUCUGCGACACGUUAGAUAUCAUGAGAGCAUUGAUUGGAGAGAUCCAACAACCACAAAAAGCCAUACAAUCGUAUUCUUCCUUGUUUGUAAAAGUUGUUUCUCAUGGAAGUAUACAAUUAAUGACAAAAGCAUUGUAUGUUGUUGGUGUAAUUGUUCAUUCUCCAUUUGCUUUCAAGUUAUUUAAUGAUUCUGAACCAGGUUUCCAACAGUGUCUCAAACAAAACAACACAACAAUUGCUGCUUAUUCAUUGCAAUUGAUGUUUGCUUUGUUAUCUAAUCAGAGCUCUUUCCAAGCGUUCUCUGGACUUGGUGAAUACAUUGUUCCCCACUUGAACAGCGACAAACCAGGAAUUGCAGCUUUGGCAGCGUCGUGUUUGACAGUAAUCAUAAUGAAUUUGCAAGAUAAAGUUCAAGGAAAAGUUUUCGUUGAAACUUUGGCAAAUUUUGUCAAAACCGCUUUAAAUAAUGACAUUUUAAGACAACCAGCGUUGAGACUUACUGGUGUAGUUUCUAUGUCAUUUGCUGGAGCCAAAUUCUUGGAUAACAGCGGCUGCAUUCCUUUGUUGCAGAGUUGUCUGUCAAACAGUGAUUGCGAAACGAGAAAACUCGCGUUCAUGGCUUUCGCUGCUUUCACACAGAGUUAUCCAUUGUCUGCAAACGCAAACAACGCUGUUGAUGACUUCGUGAAGGCACUGGAUGAUGACAAGGUCGCUCCUUACCCGUUGAUCUGCAUAAGAUGCAUAACAAGCGAUCCUUGCGGUGCUUUGCAUUGCGUGCAACACAUCAACAGAAUUACGAAACUUUUCGAAAAUGAUGAUGAUGAAACAUUGGAAACAACGUUUUCUACUGUUGAAAACAUUGUUUCUGAUCCAAGUAGUGCAGGAACAUUGGAUACAAACCAUGACAUCAAAUGCGUUGUGCAGGCAAUGUCGAAGUUCACUUCUAUUCCUGCAUUUAGAGAAAGAGCACUCGCGAUUUUGGAUGAAGCAUCGAAAUUCCACUACGGAAGAGCUGCUCUCAGAAAGUACCAGAUUGUGGACUUCUGCAAGGAACAGAUAAACAACUCGUCUGUGCCUUCAACACUCAAGAAGUACUACGUAAGAAUUAUAUCUAGAACAAAAGCUUCUGAUUCUGCUGACUCAAAGAAAUCUUAA
Trichomonas vaginalis G3 is the source of this 3354-nucleotide messenger RNA. RefSeq names its product protein kinase protein. The transcript has a single exon. Gene Ontology annotation, molecular function: protein kinase activity; ATP binding. The coding region runs from base 1 to 3354 and encodes 1117 amino acids. Gene Ontology annotation, biological process: protein phosphorylation. NCBI's taxonomy places the organism in Eukaryota, Parabasalia, Trichomonadida, Trichomonadidae. The record is from RefSeq and is a predicted model, not a curated record.